Molecule: messenger RNA, 870 nt
Organism: Leptinotarsa decemlineata (Colorado potato beetle)
Lineage: Eukaryota; Metazoa; Arthropoda; Insecta; Coleoptera; Chrysomelidae
Source: RefSeq, a predicted model, not a curated record
AUGAAUCUCUCCAAAGAGAACGACAACCAUCAGGAUUUUCUCAGACUCGCCCAGCAACAAUUUGCCAAUCACACAUAUUUUUUCACCGAUGGAUCUAAAGACGAACGCGGUAAUGUUGGCAUUGGAGUUUUUUCACACAACCUAAACCAUUCUGGACGAUUACCCUCUUUCUUUUCAAUAUGCUCAGCUGAAAUAACAGCCAUCCAAGAAGCAAUACAAUAUAUUGUGGACAACGAUCUCAAACACGCAGUCAUUUUUAGCGACUCAAAAAGCGCCCUGGCAAAAAUCUCCCGGUCAACUAUAUCGGCAAACAGUGAUUACCUUUCAUUACGUACAAGACAACUGAUAUACAGAGCCGUCGCAAAGGGAUUUAGCAUACAUUUGGCAUGGAUUCCUAGUCAUUCCAACAUCAAGGGUAAUGAUAUAGCCGAUACUUUAGCCAAUAUUGGAAGAAAUCAUCCACUCUCUAAUCACCCUCAAGCAGACUAUAGAGAGUUUCAAGCAUUAUUGAAACAUAAUAUUUGGAUAGACUGGACCAAUCAAUAUAGCGAGGACGGACAAUUCAAAGCCAAACUUUACUUUUCCUCCGUACCACAACCUUACAAAACUCCAUGGUUCAAGGAUCUGGCUACUUAUUCUCGUAAAGAAAUCGUCAAUAUGUGCAGAAUUAGGAGCACUCAUUCUCUCAAUAAAAUUAAGAUAGUUGAUGACGACCGCUGCGAAUGUGGGGAAAUACAGACUCUCCUACAUAUAUUCUUUGCCUGCCCUAAUAAUUCUCAUAAUAUACAAAUACUGCAUGCCUCUCUUAGCAUCCCUCCUUCAACCAUUCAGCCUCUUACCUUCCACGAUAUAUUUUUCAAACAUAUAUGA